This is a messenger RNA of Sphaeramia orbicularis (orbiculate cardinalfish), 2715 nucleotides long. It is a transcript of the gene actr1b, whose product is annotated as actin related protein 1B. The record is from RefSeq and is a predicted model, not a curated record. NCBI's taxonomy places the organism in Eukaryota, Metazoa, Chordata, Actinopteri, Kurtiformes, Apogonidae. The coding region runs from base 141 to 1271 and encodes 376 amino acids. The transcript is spliced from 11 exons.
ACUACAGCUCAGAGGAGCGGCGGCGUCGAGACUGCAUAGUGCACAGUGACAGGGCGUUAUCUUUUACAUGAUUAAAACACUAAACGGCCAGGAAUACACAUACAGAUCGAUAGAAAUAUAUAUUAAGAACCCAGUCCGUCAUGGAGUCCUAUGACAUUUUAGCUAACCAGCCGGUUGUGAUUGAUAAUGGCUCUGGGGUUAUCAAGGCUGGUUUUGCAGGUGACCAGAUCCCCAAAUAUUGCUUCCCUAACUAUGUGGGACGUCCUAAGCACGUCCGCGUGAUGGCAGGAGCCCUGGAGGGAGACCUCUUCAUUGGACCCAAGGCAGAGGAACACAGGGGCUUGUUGUCAGUGCGAUAUCCUAUGGAGCAUGGCAUAGUGAAUGAUUGGAAUGACAUGGAGAGGAUCUGGCAGUAUGUGUAUUCAAAGGAACAACUGCAGACAUUCUCUGAGGAGCAUCCUGUCCUGCUGACUGAGGCUCCUCUCAACCCCAGCAAGAACAGGGAGAAGGCUGCAGAGGUGUUCUUUGAGACCUUCAACGUCCCUGCGCUGUUCAUCUCCAUGCAGGCCGUGCUCAGCUUGUAUGCCACAGGCCGCACCACUGGUGUUGUGUUGGAUUCUGGGGAUGGUGUGACCCACGUUGUGCCCAUCUAUGAAGGCUUUGCUAUCCCUCACUCCAUCAUGCGUGUGGAUAUUGCUGGAAGAGAUGUAUCCCGGUACCUGCGUCUGCUGUUGCGCAAAGAAGGCUACAACUUUAAUACCUCUGCAGAGUUCGAGGUUGUUCGCACUGUUAAAGAGAGAGCCUGUUAUCUGUCUCUCAACCCCCAGAAGGAUGAGACUUUAGAAACAGAGAAGGCACAAUAUGUACUGCCUGAUGGAAGCACUUUAAAUAUCGGUCCAGCGAGGUUCCGUGCUCCAGAAUUGCUGUUCAGGCCUGACCUGAUAGGAGAUGAGAGCUCAGGCAUCCACGAAGUGUUGGCCUAUGCUAUCCAGAAGUCUGACAUGGACCUCAGACGCACACUAUUUUCCACCAUUGUUUUGUGUGGAGGAUCAACACUGAUCAAAGGCUUUGGGGAAAGAUUACUAACUGAAGUCAAGAAGCUUGCACCCAAAGACGUGAAGAUCAAGAUAUCCGCUCCCCAAGAGAGGCUUUAUUCCACGUGGAUUGGUGGCUCCAUCCUGGCAUCAUUGGACACCUUUAAAAAGAUGUGGGUGUCAAAGCGGGAAUAUGAAGAAGACAGAGCACGUGCCAUCCACAGGAAGACCUUCUAGAAGGGGCAGACAUGCAGGGAUCGCCCCCAGAACUGCCCUCAAAUCUCCCUUAUCAUACUGUCGGAGACUCCAUAUACUGCACCAGUCAUCUCCGGGUACCUCUGCAUUAUCCCCUAUCAACCCUUCAGCUUCUGAUCCACUGUCAGCCUAUGCUUUACCCCCCUCCCCCCUAUCCCUCCUUUUUCAUUCAGCUGUGUUGCGUCCUUCUCCCCUUAUUUCCCCUGCUGGAAGCUGACGGUUACAGCACCCUCCUAAACAUUCACAUAAAGAGGGCCGUCAGGGUUUGUCAGAGGGCGAUGAUUAGCACUGUGGACUUUUACCCCAGGCCAUGCGUUAUUAUGAUUUAGUCCACAUUGAAGUAUUCAUAUUGCUCUCUUGCCUACAAAACCCUGCAAGGUGUAAAAAUGUCAUGAAAUGUCAAUAAACGUGAAUGUUCUUUUUUUUUCUCUCUUUUGCUACUGUUGAAAUUUCCAUUCCAAACCGAAGACGUAGGUUUUUAUUUGAUGUCCGUUUUAUAGGCUUUUUUUUUUUUUCUUCAUUUUUUAAGUUGUACUCGGACAUGGAGUAGCUUCUUUGAAACUAAGAUUUUAAGUACUAUAGCAGUGUAUAGUGCUAGUGAGCAAAAAGAUAACCACUGUAUUAUAUCAGGCCUGAAUUGCACACGUAUCAUCUUUAGUGCAAGUGAAUGCGGUUAAUGAGAUCGUUAAACUGACUAAAGUCACCUCUUAUUGUUUGUCCUUACCAAUGAAAUGUCUUUCCUUAAAAAAUGACAUCCUACGUUGAGUGAGGUCUGUCAGCUUUUUGUCUCUGCUGACUUUAUUAAAAGCAGGAGAUGCCUUGAUUUUCAUUUUUGAAAAUCCAUCAUUGGAUUGGAUCAUCCACGUUUACAGCAGUCGAAAUGCACACUUUAUUGUUUUUGUGCAACAUUCAACUGAUAAAUGAUUAAAACAAAAAGCUGUCUAACUUGCCCCCUCUUUGCGUUGCAUGUCAGUUAUAUGUGUACAGUUGAAGAUGUCCACAAUCAGCCACAAAGACAUGAGGCCAGGCUCUGGAGUCUGGAUGAAAAACACUGAGAGGCCACAAGAAUCCAAAAUGGCUGAUAAUGUUUUUGUAUCAUUCUCCCCCUUGUCCCCUCUAUAUACUAGUAAUACUCUGGGUCUUAUGAUUUCCACGCAUCUCAGUGGCAGUGAAGGGGUCAUGUCGCACCUGUGUCCGCCUUACUCUUGGUGCGCCUGCACCAGAGCGUCCACAUCUGCUUUUGGGUGUUUUUAAAAAAAUUAAGGUUGUAAAACGUCAUCAGCCUUGUGUACAGUGGAAUGCUUUUCAGAAACAACCACCACACAAAACCAUAGGAUAACAAACUAAAAAUGUACAAUACUGUUUAUUCAAGUGUUUGCUUUUACUUUUCGUAAAUUCAAUAUAAUAAAUAAGUUAAUGGCUGCUG